Silurus meridionalis is the source of this 2481-nucleotide messenger RNA. RefSeq names its product RAN binding protein 3b (gene ranbp3b). Gene Ontology annotation, cellular component: cytoplasm; nuclear pore. Gene Ontology annotation, molecular function: GTPase activator activity. The record is from RefSeq and is a predicted model, not a curated record. Lineage: Eukaryota; Metazoa; Chordata; Actinopteri; Siluriformes; Siluridae. Gene Ontology annotation, biological process: protein export from nucleus. The transcript has 17 exons. The coding region runs from base 53 to 1708 and encodes 551 amino acids.
GAAAUAACGCCCGUGUGCCGCGGUGCAUUGUGGGUGUGCGCGGAGAAGUAAAAUGGCGGACUUGGCGAACGAAGGAGAGAAGCCUGCCAUAGCUCCUCCAGUGUUCGUGUUUCAAAAGGACAAGGCACAGAAGCGAUCUGCCGAUGGGUCCAGUGCAGAGGAUGGGGACGAUUCAGACAGGGAGGACGGAGAAUACUGUCCUCCAGUGAAGAGAGAGAGAACCUCGUCUUUAACACAGUUCCCACCUGCGCAUUCAGUUUCCAAGAAUAAUGUGUUUAUGCCGUCAAGUUUCUGUCAGUCUCCAACAGGCAACUCAGACUCUGAGCCAGAGGAGAAGCCAGUUGGAUUUCGGUUGAAACCUCCAACUCUGAUCCAUGGUCAAGCGCCGAGUGCAGGCUGUUUUUCAGGUGUACCCAGUCAGAAACCUAAGGAGCAGCAGCGCAGCGUACUGAGGCCUGCAGUCCUACAGGCUCCACCCACCAAGACCCUUUCCGAGUCCAGCAAGAGCAACUCAAGCUGUGGAACAAAUGGAGUGGGCAAGUUUUCAGAGGCAGCUACAGAAGGCCGGGGGAUUUUCCUGAACAACACAGAGAGCUCAGAAAAAUCACCGAAGAAAGACAAGGACGAAGGAGAGGAUGAAGUAGGAAAGACAGAGGAAAGUGCACAGAAGAAGGAUGUGGUCGUUGACCCCGGUUUCGUGUUUGGGCAGAACAUCAAAGAUAGGGCAAAGGUGGAUGAGAACAGCACAGCCAGUGAAUCUAAAGACGCCACACAGGACUCUCAGUCUGGAAGUACAAAUUACUUCUUGCAGUACAUGGGCACUCCAAGCUCUCUAAAUGCAACGAACAACACAGACAAAGGAGCCAAGUUUGUGUUCGGCCAGAACAUGUCAGAGAGAGUGCUGAGUCCUCCAAAAGGCGGUGAAUCAACAGCAGAGGGCUGUAAAGACAUAGCUUCUCCACCAGAACCCUCGUCACAGGAGACCACCCCAGACAAAAGUGCAUCUGAAUACUGUGUGUGUCCAGAUCACAGCGUGACAGAAUCUCUAGAGGAAUCGGCAGCAGCGUACACCAAAGCCACGGCCAAGAAGUGCAUUUUAGAGAAAGUGGAGGUCCGCACCGGGGAGGAAGCAGAGAGCAAUGUGCUUCAGAUGCAGUGCAAGCUGUUCGUGUUUGACAAACCAGCUCAGUCGUGGAUCGAGCGAGGCCGAGGGCUGCUAAGACUCAACGACAUGGCUUCUACCGACGAUGGCACACUUCAGUCAAGGCUAGUGAUGCGCACCCAGGGUAGUCUGCGGCUGAUUCUGAACACUAAGCUGUGGGCUCAGAUGCAGGUGGACAAGGCCAGCGAGAAGAGCGUCCGCAUUACUGCCAUGGACACAGAGGACCAGGGAGUGAAGGUCUUCCUUAUAUCGGCCAGCUCGAAGGACGCAGGACAGCUGGCAGCAGCACUCCACCACCGCAUCCUGGCCUUGCGGAGUCGCGCCGAGCAAGAGGCAGAGAGCACAGUCGAGCCGCCCCACCCAGAGAUCACGCAAUCCAAUGAAGAUGACAGCGAUGAUGAUGUCGAGCUUGCUAAAAACAACAACAGCAGCAGCAGCAGCAGCAGCAACAGCAGCAGCAGCAGCAACAUCGCCCCUACAGGAAAUACCACCGUCAGCGGCACUUCUGAAACCUCUGCUGAGGCACCAGCAGCUGAGAGCACAUAACAUCCUGGUCAGCUGCCUGUCUAAAAACUGCUCUACAGGGUUUUUCUUUUGUGCAGGCAUCUGGGUGGACAGCCUUAACCACCGCAACUCUUUCAGCCCAGCGCUGUGGGUCCUUCAGCUCCAGCCCUGUAGCAGAGCUCCAGCGUCUCUCACUUAAAACUCGUAGUUCAUUUUAUUUUUUUCCCCCUUCCUACAUUCAUCGUGAAUCUGGAAUUCAAUAUUUUUGUUUUUAUCAUUUUGUUUGCUUUUUUUUGUUUUGUUUUAGUUUUCCAGGACUGCAAACAAACAAAAAAACGAAGAAAAAAAAAACAAAAAAAAACAAAGAGAAACAGACUUUUCCAUUUAAGGUUUUGGACUUGGCUGCUCAUCAUAUUGAUGAGUGUGAGGGUAUUCCGCUCUCUGUGUUAAGAUACGGCACAUGUCACAGCUGCAACUUCUACCACAGGAUUUAUCUUUUACUUUCUUGCUGUCCCCUCCACCCGCUGUAUUAUUUUUUUUCUCCUAAGCUCUUGUGCUCGGUUGCAGACCACCACUGUAUGACUUUACUGCUCAAAAAAAAAACGAUCCAACCACCGUUCAGUAACUUUAUACCCUCAACCCAAAUCCUCACUGGACCUCAAUCAUUCUCUUCUUCUUCUUUUUUUUUUUUUUUGGUAUCUGAGUCUAACUCAUUUCCAGUGGUUCGUUUCCCUUAAACCAGUACUUCUACUAGUCUGCUAUGAUGGUAGUUAGAUCUCUUAUUGAUAUAAUGAAUAAAGGACUAAACCAACAAA